Myodes glareolus (Bank vole) is the source of this 3167-nucleotide messenger RNA. It is a transcript of the gene Trim41, whose product is annotated as tripartite motif containing 41. Gene Ontology annotation, molecular function: zinc ion binding; protein binding. The record is from RefSeq and is a predicted model, not a curated record. NCBI's taxonomy places the organism in Eukaryota, Metazoa, Chordata, Mammalia, Rodentia, Cricetidae.
GGGUUUAUGAGGAGGCCCGGGGAGCGUUGGGGCAGAUUUGCACUCAGGUCCACCUGAGGUACUUGUCGGUGGCGCUCACCUCUGUUCCCUCUCCUCUCGGAGACACGACUGUUGUCUAGGGGUAGGGGACUGUGUGUGGUCGGGUGGGCUGGUCGGGAGGACAUUCUUUCGGCCUCGCCGCAGGCAAGCUGUGGAGAAGCAGGACUUGGGGUGGGGACGGGUGUCCCGGGCUUCUGAGAAGGAAGACCCCCCCCCGGACCCCCCCUCGGCCCCCCCACCGCACUUCUACCCUGGCUGACUGGACACUAAGAUGGCUGCCGUUGCCAUGACACCCAACCCUGUGCAGACCCUUCAGGAGGAGGCGGUGUGCGCCAUCUGCCUCGAUUACUUCACGGACCCCGUGUCCAUCGGCUGCGGGCACAACUUCUGCCGCGUGUGUGUAACCCAGUUGUGGGGCGGGGAAGACGAGGAGGACAGGGAUGAGCUGGAUCGGGAGGAGGAGGAGGAGGUCGGAGAGGAGGAAGAAGUGGAGGCUGUGGGAGCAGGCGGGGGCUGGGACACCCCCAUGCGGGAUGAAGAUUAUGAGGGUGACAUGGAGGAGGAGGCCGAGGAGGAAGAGGAGGGUGUGUUCUGGAGUAGUGGCAUAGACGGGUCCAACUGGGACAACAUGGACUAUGUGUGGGAGGAGGAGGAGGAGGAGGAGGAAGAUCUGGACUAUUACUUGGGAGAUGUGGAGGACCUGAGGGGGGAAGAUGAGGACGAGGAGGAGGAAGUGCUGGAGGAAGACGAGGAAGAAGAGCUAGACCCGAUCACCCAACUGCCGCCUCCUCCAGCCCCUCGGAGGUGCUUCACUUGUCCCCAGUGUCGAAAAAGUUUUCCUCGGCGGAGCUUCCGCCCCAACCUGCAGUUGGCCAACAUGGUCCAGGUGAUUCGCCAGAUGCACCCAUCCCCUGGGCGCGGGAGUCGUGUGAACGAGCAAGGCAUCUGCCCGAGACACCAAGAAGCCCUGAAACUCUUCUGCGAGGUGGACGAAGAAGCCAUCUGUGUGGUGUGCCGAGAAUCCAGGAGCCACAAACAGCACAGCGUGGUGCCGCUGGAGGAGGUGGUGCAGGAGUACAAGGCCAAGCUACAAGGUCAUGUGGAGCCACUUAGGAAACACCUCGAGGCUGUGCAGAAGAUGAAGGCCAAGGAGGAGAGGCGGAUGUCAGAGCUGAAGAGCCAGAUGAAAUCAGAGUUGGCAGCUGUGGCCUCAGAGUUUGGGCGCCUAACACGGUUUCUGGCUGAAGAGCAGGCGGGACUAGAGCGGCGCCUCCGAGAGAUGCAUGAAGCUCAACUGGGACGUGCAGGAGCAGCAGCCCACCGCCUUGAAGAGCAGGCUGCCCAGCUCAGCCGCCUGCUAGCUGAAGCCCAAGAACGGAGCCAGCAGGGGGGCCUGCGGCUGCUGCAGGACAUCAAGGAGACUUUCAAUAGGUGUGAAGAGAUACAGUUGCAGCCCCCAGAGAUUUGGUCCCCUGACCCAUGCCAACCCCAUAGUCACGACUUCCUGACAGACGCCAUUGUGAGGAAAAUGAGCCGGAUGUUCUGUCAGGCUGCAAGAGUUGACCUGACGCUGGACCCUGACACAGCUCACCCAGCCCUUAUGUUGUCCCCUGAUCGUCGUGGGGUCCGCCUGGCAGAACGUCGGCAGGAGGUCCCUGAACAUUCCAAGCGCUUCUCAACUGACUGCUGUGUACUAGGGGCCCAGGGCUUCCGCUCUGGCCGGCACUACUGGGAGGUAGAGGUGGGUGGGCGGCGAGGCUGGGCAGUGGGUGCUGCCCGUGAAUCAACCCAUCAUAAAGAAAAAGUGAGCUCUGGGGGGUCAUCUGUUAGCAGUGGGGAUGCCGGCUCCUCACGCCAUCACCAUCGCCGCCGCCGGCUCCACCUGCCUCAGCAGCUCCUGCUCCAGCGGGAAGUAUGGUGUGUGGGCACCCACGGCAAACGAUACCAGGCACAGAGCUCAACAGAGCAGACACUGCUGAGCCCAUGUGAGAAACCACGGCGCUUUGGCGUGUAUCUGGACUAUGAGGCUGGGCGCCUGGGAUUCUACAAUGCAGAUACACUAGCCCACGUACAUACCUUCUCAGCUGCCUUCCUUGGCGAGCGUGUCUUCCCUUUCUUCAGGGUGCUUUCCAAGGGCACCCGCAUCAAGCUCUGCCCUUGAUUGGCCUACCACCCGCAGGGGCCCCUCCAGUCACUGGAGGGGCGGGUGGUGGUGGAUGUUUGCCCACUCACUAUGUUUGUGAGCUCAGGCUCCUCCCACUGUUUCUUACUGAGUUGCUUCCUGCUCCCCCUUGAACCAGGCUGCUUAUCGCUCUAGGAGCCUAAACAACUUCCUAGACUCCCUCCCUCCAACUGUUUUACCUACUUUAUCUGACAAGUCUGCAUGGGUCCCUGAUCAUGAGAACAGCUGCCUGAUCUUCCCUCCCUGUCUGCCUAGCUCAGUCCAGCUCUGGGUCCCAAUUUGAGUAGGGGAAUGAGCAGAGAUAACUUCAUUUCUUAACUUUCCUCUUCCACAUCUACUCUUCAACUCUUUUAAUUUCUGAGGCUGGAGGGUUUGGGCAAGACCCAUCCAUUCCAAUUCCACGUUUUGGUGCAAGCUUCAGCUAAGGGAUUGGGAAGCUUUUGUGGGGAGGCAGGCUGGAUAAAAGGGUAGAGCUGUGUAAAGUCUACUUUUUCUUGGGGAAGUAGGAACUCUUUAAGCUUUCCACCCCCAAUUUCUACCUCCAUAGAAUGGCCAGAAUUUAGCUUCAGUGAGAUCUGUCUGGAAUAGUCAACUUGACACCACACACCAUCAUAUUACCCAAUAAAUUAUUUCCUCUCAGUCUCCUAAUUUAGGAGCCAUGCCCCACACCUACCCCUCCAGGUCUUCACUGCCAGGAUUAUUUCCCCUCACUGAGCAUCAGUUUCUGGCCUUUCCAUACCUUUUAGCUCCACUUGGUAAGCCCUGUUGGGGAGCUUGGGACAGGGGUCUGGAUCCUUGGGAGAGUCUUGAGUAUAAUCUAUUUUUCUAGUAACCCCUUGCCUUCUGUCACUUAACAGCUUUGGUCCUCUGCUUUGGCUGAGGUCAAGUCAUGUUCUUGGGGGAAAGGUGGGUCGUGUUGCAGAAAAUAAAGUCUUUAUUUGCUGCU